AUGGAUUCUCCAGACAUCCAUGUCCAUGCAGAGGCAUCCGUCCCGUCUCUGCGCGUGAAACCUGCUCCAAAAGCGUCUGCCAUUCCUACGCAAUUCUCUUACUCCCCUAGUGACGACGGAACAGACGAAAACCUCCUUAUUCUCCUGCACGGACUCGGUGACACCAAUAUUCCCUUUGCACGCCUUGGGAAAUCACUCAAGCUCCCGCAAACAGCCACCCUCGCGCUUCGCGCACCUGAUCUUGUCCCCUUCCUGUACGAACAGGCUUUCCAAUGGUAUCCUUCCUUCGACCAGCUCGGUGACCUCAUCGAGCGGCCAGACCCCAGUCCUGCACUCAAUCUUCUGAAGAAUGUUUUCGGUCAUCUGAUGGGUGAAUGUGGGUGGCCUCCACAUCGCAUCCACUUGUUCGGAUUCGCGCAAGGCGGAAGUGUUGCAGCUGAAGCAUGUCUUCAGUGGUGGCGUCGCGAGCUAGAACUUUCAUCGCAGUCGCACAUGACCAACAAAGAGACCCCCGUGCGGCCCCUUGGUUCGCUCGUCACCAUUUCUGGCCCCCUACUCUCAUACCCAACGCUCUCGAAACAAUGCGAGACGCCUGUUUUUGUGUUUCGCCGCCCACGUGAACUCAAGAAUGAGGCGCUAGUUGCAUUCAGGAAAGGUUUCUCUCGAGUAAAGGAUGUGGAGCGUGCGGGUGAGGGUAUGCCGCGCGCAAGUUUAAAGGAGGAAUGGCAGCCAAUUUUGGAGUUCUGGAGUGAGGUGCUUGGAUGGCGUCCUGGGGACGAUGUGUAUGAAGUCACGACGGGAGCGUCGAAUUAA
Molecule: messenger RNA, 813 nt
Organism: Suillus bovinus
Lineage: Eukaryota; Fungi; Basidiomycota; Agaricomycetes; Boletales; Suillaceae
Exons: 3
Coding region: 1-813 (270 amino acids)
Molecular function (GO): hydrolase activity
Source: RefSeq, a predicted model, not a curated record